AUGGGUAGGGACAAUGAGCCGGUUGAUUCUAUGGAGAUUGACAGCCAGAAGCAGCAACAGCUAGAAGCCCUCACUGCUGUACCAGAGGGGUUCAGCGCUGACUAUCUCCGAAUCUACUAUGAUGGAAAGCACCCUGGAUGCGAUCAGUCAUAUGUUGGACGUCGGGAGUUUUCACUUACACUGGAGGAUGACAUCUACCUGCGCUUCCAAUCUUUUGAUAAUGCUACUGAAUUGGAGAGUUCUAUUAAGGAGAAGUGCCCUUUCAAGAUUGAUAGUGGACCUAUCUACAGUGUAGAUCCUUCAAAGCGUCAUGCUUACGCCCAAUCUGGCAAUAAUGUCUUUUUACCAGUGGAAAGGGAACUAAUUUUUGACAUUAUGAUUUUGGUUUCAAUCACAUACUCUGGGUAUACAGUGGCCGUCGUGGUGUCCAUUGCUGGGUCUGUGAUAGCAGAGCAAGAAAAUGUUGCUAGUGAGCUCCAUGACAAGUGGCAGGGAAAUAGACGAUCUUCUCUUUCAAAGGAAGAUGUCAAUGCAACCAGAUGGGAUAAAUUGAAGACGACUUUACAGUCUGGAAAGCACAAGGCUCAGGGGCUUCGUAGAUGUGUGGAAGAGAUUGUCUUCUCAUACACAUAUCCUAGACUUGACAUGGAGGUAUCAAAGCACAUGAAUCAUUUACUAAAAGCUCCCUUUUGUAUACAUCCAAAAACAGGUUGUGUUUGUGUUCCAAUUGAUCCCAAUAACUGUGAUGAAUUUGAUCCUGCAGCCGUUCCAACCCUAUCACAGGAGGAACUGGAAAGUGCAUACAAUGCAAAACUCCUACAAUCCAAGAAUUCUCUGAACUGGUAA
Messenger RNA from Miscanthus lutarioriparius, 846 nucleotides. The record is from the annotation of a GenBank genome assembly. Lineage: Eukaryota; Viridiplantae; Streptophyta; Magnoliopsida; Poales; Poaceae.